CAAGCAGCACAGACACACAUAUAAAUUUAGAUACACUCCCAUAUAGAUUAACACGGAUAUAAUGCAACUGAAGUGCCUGCUCAUCUGCCUGGGUCUCAGCAUUCUCAUGCUAAGCACACCGCUGUGCGAAGCUCGGCGUGGUCGAGGACGUGGACGAACUAAAUCUAGGGUACAAAUUGGUUUACCCAUUACGGGUAAAUAUCGUGAUCCCGAAUCAGAUCAGUAUUACAACAACAAUAAUGGCGCCAAAAUAUUGCAAGCCUCGCAUUUUGAUUUGGAAUACGUGCUGGGCCAUAAAAUCGCCUUCCUGUGCGUGGCCAAGGGCAACCCAAGACCGCACAUCACCUGGUAUAAGGACGGUGCUGAGAUCUAUCAGCAUUUGUACAUGCAUGUCCACGAGUGGCGCAUUGGCGAGGACAGAGUGAAGUCCAAGAUCGAAAUCGAUCCGGCCACACAAAUGGAUGCGGGACUCUAUGAGUGUACAGCCGACAAUAUGUAUUCCAUCGAUCGACGCAGUUUCAAAACCGAUUUCUCCAUUGCAUUCGAUUAAUGCGAUUCUCUUCUUUUUAACACAAUCCUUUGUUUUUAGCGAUGUCACAAGCCAACAUUUUAAGUUUUUACAAAAUAAAAUUGGUUGAAAAUAAA
Messenger RNA from Scaptodrosophila lebanonensis, 645 nucleotides. RefSeq names its product immunoglobulin domain-containing protein oig-4. NCBI's taxonomy places the organism in Eukaryota, Metazoa, Arthropoda, Insecta, Diptera, Drosophilidae. Gene Ontology annotation, cellular component: plasma membrane. The record is from RefSeq and is a predicted model, not a curated record. Gene Ontology annotation, biological process: cell adhesion; axon guidance. Gene Ontology annotation, molecular function: protein binding. Bases 62 to 550 code for a protein of 162 amino acids. The transcript has 3 exons.